AUGGGUGGGGUGAUGCUGACUGAUGCUGAGGGCAUGUGGAAGGCACAGUCUGCUCAGCUGACCGCUAUGUCUCACCCAGGAGACUACAGUACAGGAGGCUACAGCAGAGGAGGCUACAGUACAGGAGGCUACAGUACAGGAGGCUACAGUGCAGGAGACUACAGUACAGGAGGCUACAGUACAGGAGGCUACAGCAGAGGAGACUACAUUACAGGAGGCUACAGUAGAGGAGGAGACUACAGUACAGGAGGCUACAGUACAGGAGGCUACAGUAGAGGAGACUACAGUACAGGAGGCUACAGUACAGGAGGCUACAGCAGAGGAGACUACAUUACAGGAGGCUACAGUAGAGGAGACUACAGUACAGGAGGCUACAGUACAGGAGGCUACAGUACAGGAGGCUACAGUACAGGAGGCUACAGCAGAGGAGACUACAUUACAGGAGGCUACAGCAGAGGAGGCUACAGUAGAGGAGACUACAGUACAGGAGGCUACAGUAGAGGAGACUACAGUACAGGAGGCUACAGCAGAGGAGACUACAUUACAGGAGGCUACAGCAGAGGAGGCUACAGCAGAGGAGACUACAGUACAGGAGGCUACAGUACAGGAGGCUACAGCAGAGGAGGCUACAGUAGAGGAGACUACAGUACAGGAGGCUACAGCAGAGGAGACUACAGUACAGGAGGCUACAGUACAGGAGGCUACAGCAGAGGAGACUACAGUACAGGAGGCUACAGUACAGGAGGCUACAGUACAGGAGGCUACAGCAGAGGAGGCUGGUUUCGGGCCCUGGCAGCUGUGGGUCACAUUGCUGCUUCAUUACUGUUUGCCCGUGGCCCUGUGACCCCUCUGCCUUCAUUUACACCUGGGUGA
Molecule: messenger RNA, 873 nt
Organism: Knipowitschia caucasica
Lineage: Eukaryota; Metazoa; Chordata; Actinopteri; Gobiiformes; Gobiidae
Source: the annotation of a GenBank genome assembly